UUUUAUAUGGUUUUGGUGUGUUAUCUGAGGACUAAAAGAAAAAGAAAAGAAUCUUCCAUGGAGGCAAACGACAGGGAGUAAUCUGCGGAAAAGUGAUUUGUCUAAUAUAUUAAUAGUAUGUGAUUCUAGUCGUACGUGAAUCGAAGACCUCGGUUCUCAUCUUACAUAUGAACAUUAACAACUGAGGGAGGUGUCUUGCAUUGUAUAUGUAAAUGUAUAUAGAGAGACAAGUUUCUUGUAAGCAACCGAGGGAGGUCUCAUGUUAUAUCCAGAAUCCGAUCGGGGACCUAGCUCAUAAGAACUCAGAAGUUUCUGGGUGGGACCAUAAGCAUCACUAGCCUUGAACUAUAUAACAGUACUUUAAACUUUGAGGUUGAUUGCCAAUGAGUAUCAUGGCUGAGAAUGGUAUUAUGUACCCACCUGAGAGCAAGUGGAGCCUGUUGGGAGUGCCUGUUUUUGUCCUCUUUAAGGAUGCAAGACUUGUUUUCAAAUUGGAUUCACUUGGCCUGGAGAUACUAAGGAUCGCAUUUCCUGCUGCCUUGGCCUUAGCUGCUGAUCCCAUUGCUUCUCUGAUUGACACUGCCUUCAUUGGGCGUAUAGGACCGGUGGAGCUAGCUGCUGUAGGAGUUUCCAUUGCUAUAUUCAAUCAAGCAUCAAGGAUUACUAUUUUCCCGCUGGUUAGCAUUACAACUUCUUUUGUAGCUGAAGAAGAUACACUUGCAAAGAUUAGCCCUGAAGCCGUAAAAUCUGAAGAUUUGGAAAAGAAUGAACCCAAAAACAAUGAAAUGAAAGAAUUGAUGAGGCCAGAAGAUGUAGUGGCAGCCAACUUGGAAGAUGGUCCAGGUGCUGCAGCUACAAACACUGAUACAAAAGAGCCAGAGGAUGGUUCUUCCAACACAAGUAAGGAUCCGCCUGUAGUUGAUAGCAAAGCUCAAAAUGCUCAAGUGAAAAAAGGAAAAAGACAUAUCCCGUCAGUGUCAACAGCAUUGAUUCUGGGUUUAAUGCUUGGUCUCCUUCAAGCUAUAUGCCUUGUUUUUGGAGCAAAAGCUCUCCUUCGUGUGAUGGGUGUGAAACCUGAUUCCCCUAUGCUAAACCCAGCACUAAAGUACUUGACAUUGAGGUCAUUAGGCGCUCCUGCAGUUCUUCUAUCUUUAGCCAUGCAAGGGGUUUUCCGAGGAUUUAAGGAUACAAAAACACCUUUAUAUGCAACAGUUGCAGGAGACCUGACAAAUAUCAUUUUGGACCCUAUAUUUAUCUUUGUCUUAAAACUAGGGGUCAGUGGUGCAGCCAUAGCACAUGUCCUUUCUCAGUAUUUGAUUUCACUCAUCCUCUUAUGGCGAUUGAUGAAACAAGUUAAUCUCUUACCCCCAAACAUGAAAGACCUACAAUUUGGAAGAUUUCUUAAAAAUGGUUUUCUUUUAUUAGCAAGAGUGAUAGCAGUCACAUUCUGUGUGACAUUAGCAGCAUCAAUGGCUGCUCGGCUUGGUUCAACACCUAUGGCCGCAUUUCAAAUCUGCUUACAGGUCUGGAUGACAUCAUCUCUUCUUGCUGAUGGUUUAGCUGUCGCUGGACAGGCAAUUCUUGCUUGUGCAUUUGCUGAGAAGGACUACAAGAAGGUAACAGCUGCAACAUCUCGGGUAUUGCAGAUGAGUUUUGUGCUUGGUGUGGGGCUUGCUGUGGUGGUUGGAGCUGGUUUAUACUUUGGGUCGGGGAUCUUUUCGAAAGAUGCUAGUGUUCUUCAUCUUAUCAGUAUAGGAGUACCGUUUGUAGCAGCUACACAGCCAAUCAACUCAAUUGCUUUCGUGUUUGACGGUGUCAACUUUGGAGCAUCUGACUUUGCAUACACAGCUUACUCCAUGGUAUUUGUAGCUGGAGCAAGCAUUGCAUCGUUGUUCAUUCUCUCCAAAAGCAAUGGAUUUAUAGGGAUAUGGGUUGCACUAACCAUCUACAUGGUUCUCCGCAGCUUUGCUGGUGUUUUGAGGAUGGGGACUGCAACUGGACCUUGGCGCUUCCUAAGAAGUAGACCCAUCGCAUAGGAUAGGGAACUAAAAAUUUUCAGCUUUAUAAUGAAGCUAUAUAUAAAAUAUGUAUUAUUCAUAUAGAUAUAGAUAUAGAUAUUACUUGUAUGUGUGUUUUGCAUGGUGGUUGUUGGUUUGUUUGUUUUGGUAAGGGUAAAAUGUAGGGAUAUUAGAAGCUGCCAUCGUCUUCUUUGAUAUGGUGUUGUUUUUAAUGUUUUGCGCAGAUAAUGUACCUAAACAUGCAAAAAUAAAAUCUAAUGCAAAAAGUGUACAGCAUAGCUGAUACCACUCUUUGUUUCAACAAA
This is a messenger RNA of Gossypium arboreum, 2323 nucleotides long. Its product is annotated as protein DETOXIFICATION 43. Gene Ontology annotation, biological process: transmembrane transport. The record is from RefSeq and is a predicted model, not a curated record. Bases 384 to 2036 code for a protein of 550 amino acids. NCBI's taxonomy places the organism in Eukaryota, Viridiplantae, Streptophyta, Magnoliopsida, Malvales, Malvaceae. The transcript has 13 exons. Gene Ontology annotation, cellular component: membrane. Gene Ontology annotation, molecular function: xenobiotic transmembrane transporter activity; citrate transmembrane transporter activity; antiporter activity.